CCACCGGAAGAGGAAGUUUCUCCGCGGAACGCCGCGGCCUCCGCUUGUCCGAAUUCGGUGGCGCCACGUCCGCCGGUCUCCGCCUCGUGCACCGCGGCUUGGGCGGCUUCCGCCUCGACCCUCUCCAGUGGCGGAGCCCGCCGCGCAGUGCGGGGAGCCGGGACGGGCAGACGGGCGGCGGGGCGCAGCCCGGCCACGUGAGAGGCGAAGAUGUCGGACAUCGGGGACUGGUUCAGGAGCAUCCCCGCCAUCACGCGCUACUGGUUCGCCGCCACCGUCGCGGUUCCCUUGGUCGGCAAGCUCGGCCUCAUCAGCCCGGCCUACUUCUUCCUGUGGCCCGAAGCCUUCCUCUAUCGCUUCCAGAUUUGGAGGCCCCUUACUGCCACCUUUUAUUUCCCCGUGGGUCCAGGAACUGGAUUUCUUUAUUUGGUCAAUUUGUAUUUCUUAUAUCAAUAUUCUACGCGACUUGAAGCAGGAGCUUUUGAUGGAAGGCCAGCAGACUAUUUAUUUAUGCUUCUCUUUAACUGGAUUUGCAUCGUGAUUACUGGCUUAGCAAUGGAUAUGCAGUUGCUGAUGAUUCCUCUGAUCAUGUCAGUACUGUAUGUCUGGGCCCAGCUGAACAGAGACAUGAUUGUAUCAUUUUGGUUUGGAACACGAUUUAAGGCCUGUUAUUUACCUUGGGUUAUUCUUGGAUUCAACUAUAUCAUUGGAGGCUCGGUAAUCAAUGAGCUAAUUGGAAAUCUUGUUGGACAUCUUUAUUUCUUCCUAAUGUUCAGAUACCCAAUGGACUUGGGAGGAAGGAAUUUCCUAUCUACACCUCAGUUUUUGUACCGUUGGCUGCCCAGCCGAAGAGGAGGGGUGUCAGGAUUCGGUGUACCCCCUGCUAGCAUGAGGCGAGCCGCUGAUCAAGAUGGAGGAGGCAGGAGACACAACUGGGGCCAGGGCUUUCGGCUUGGAGACCAGUGAGGAGCAGCCUCUGGCCUGCGUGCCAGGCGCUCCACUCAGACGAUGGUUCCUGCCAGUGCUGGGUUGCCUAGCGACGAGUCCUCCUGCCACUCUUGGACCUGACCCACACUGAAUGUAGUCUUUCAGUAUGAGACAAAAUCCUUUUUAAGUCCUGAAGGAAAAUACAAGUGUUCCUCAAGUUUCACGAUUCUCAUUCAAGUCCUUACUGCUAUGAAGAACAAAUAUCAAUCAUCCAAAUUUCAAAACUGACUUUUUUUUUUUUUUUUUGGUGUUUUCUCUUCUUCCCUUUCCAUCUGAAUAAUGGGUUUUUAGCAGUUCCUCAUCUGCUGCCACCAAGCUGGGCAUCUGGGCUUGGGUUACCGAAGCCUAUUGAAGGAGUCUUUCCUCCUCUUGCACACAUGCCUUCUUCCUUUUCCCAGCUUCCAGAGAUGCACCUAGGGGGAGGUGCCCAUCAAAUGGUUCUGCCUUUGACAAACUCCCACUUCCUGACUUGCCAAAGCUUGAUCAGAGAGAACAUACACAGUUGCUUUCCCCAUUGAGUGGCAGCACCGUAGCAGGGGAGAAGACUGAAGCAAUGGAAGACGUGAUUGUGUCCACCUGACUGCAGUGGCCACCAUUAGCCACAUCAUCAGAUUUUUUUUUUUUAUAUAACCAAAAGAAGCACCAUUGAGUCAGUGAGUGCCUGGUCAGUCAUUGAUGAGAUCCAAGGGUUGUUGCUAGGCGUUUUUUCCCCCCCCUUUCCCUGAAUGAUGGGAAGUAGCGGAGUUGCUUCUGAAGCAGAGGUUAGGUUGAAACCAUGGGGGACAUGCCCCUCGGUGCUUCCUGGGCAGGGAGGGCACACUGGCUUGUGUACCCAGAGAAGUUGGGUUGGGUUGGGAGAUCACCGAGAUCACAUUGGCCCCAGAGAGAGGCCCCUGUUCGUGGAUGUGUGUGCAGUUUAGUAGGUGGAGAGAGGAACCUCAGACCUCAUUGACAUUUUUUCCUUGAUACCCUCCCCCCCUCACUUUUUUUUUUUGUCAAGCGUUAAUUGUGAGGGAAGUACAGUUCUUUUAUAUGUGGCUGAGUUUUAAAAGCUAAUCUAGGCACAGCUGAGUGAAUCACACAUAAUUGGGGGUUGUAAUGGCUUUAGAAUCAUUUGCAUCUAAAGGUCUAUUAUAAUUUUGAGUCAUGAAUGUACAUUGCUUUGCAAAUCGGACCAGCUUAAAUACCCACAACUCCCUUUUCAUAGGUGGGCUCUUUCCAUCAGAGCUCAGCUCAUCUCCAAAUAAAGUUUUUGAAGGCUACAGUGUUUCACACCGUUACUCUAUGCUUCAUUCUGAAAGCUGACUGCUGGGAGCCGUUGGGAGUAGCUCUCAUACUUGAGUAGGUCUUGAGCGUUUUGGUCAUUUCUUUUUCAGGAAUUGCGCUCUAACAGGAUGACUGUCCUUUCCCCUUUAUUAAACUGUGAUGUGUGUUAUUCUGGGAAAUGGGAGUUUGAAAAGAGCUCCUUGCUUUUAGUGAAGUUUGUGUGGAUCUCUUCAUAUUUAAUUUGUAUGGUAAAAUAGGAGGUGAGGAUUGUCUGAACCUAAAUUGUCAUGUUCCCCUGUUGACCUGCAGCUUUAAUAAAAUGUACUUGUAAAAUUCUAGAAGCCAUA
Perognathus longimembris pacificus (Pacific pocket mouse) is the source of this 2600-nucleotide messenger RNA. RefSeq names its product derlin 1 (gene Derl1). The record is from RefSeq and is a predicted model, not a curated record. Gene Ontology annotation, molecular function: misfolded protein binding; ubiquitin-specific protease binding. The transcript has 8 exons. Lineage: Eukaryota; Metazoa; Chordata; Mammalia; Rodentia; Heteromyidae. Gene Ontology annotation, cellular component: endoplasmic reticulum membrane; Hrd1p ubiquitin ligase ERAD-L complex. Gene Ontology annotation, biological process: endoplasmic reticulum unfolded protein response. The coding region runs from base 211 to 966 and encodes 251 amino acids.